GCACGUCGUUUUAGUACGUGGGUAUGAAUUGUAUAAAUAUAGUAGUGGUCUAUUCCAAACGACGGUGACCAUGGAGUCCGUGAACGCGAAACAAAUCGAUCCAUAAUGUCGUGCCUCCCUUAUCGAUUGCGCCCCCGGUGAAAAACAUAUUUCACCUAGUCGCACAACAUUAAACCCCUUCGUGUUGUAAACAUCAGAGUUUCUCCUCCUGUUUUAUAUUUAAAUAAAAUAAAUACUUAAGUGCAGUAAAAAUGGCCACUCUCAGUGAGAAUAUUUUCUUUAAUAGUAAAAUCGGGGCGAAUAGUCGCGGUAAUUAUUUGAUAACUCCGAAAAUUCCAGAGGGUCUGGCUUCUGCUGUAGAAAGUUUAACUCGCGAAGUGAUACGUCAUCAUCCUACUGAUAUUUAUGUGUUUGCUGCCGAGCAUUUUUCAAAUUUACUUCAGCUUCGUGAUAAAAAUUACCCGUCCAAGAUCAAUAGACAUCACUCCCAACCAGUUCUAUACGAUUCGUCUUCAUCAGUUUCUUCAACUAAUGGCCAAGUAACACGUGAAUCUCCAUCUGAUUGGCAGCCGUAUUAUUAUGAUGAUUACCAGUAUCACCAUCAGCAGAAAAUAGCUGAAAAAAUUUAUAAAAAGUCGAAUUAUUAUUCGCAGAAACAUGAUUAUGAUAAAAGUCAUGACUUUCCAAUGGUGAUUAAUCAACAUCAUCAUCAUCACCAUCACCAUCAGCGAAGGAAAGUUUCCCGGGAUAUUAAGACACAAUCACCAAGUGUUAUUAGCAAUGAUGAAAUGCUUGCCAAGGAUAUUAAAACGAAGCUGAAGAAAAAUAGAAUCAGCAGCCGGGAGAGAAGCGAGUCAUCAAAAAGUAACAGAGCAAUAACGACAUCAAUGACAAAUCUGAGUAUGAAUAAAGUCAAAGAUUAUGUAGUUCAUAAAUUUUCCCACUCAUCAAGUCUAGAUGAGACGGCACAGUUACCGUUAAAUUACGUCACUAAAGUCCAGGAUGUUAUCGACGCAACGGAACCGAUUAUAAAUGAAAAAUUCAAAGUACUCAGAGAAAGCAAAUCGUUGUCACGACAGUCGACUCAUAGUCAGACCGUAGAUUUACCUGAUGGUAAUUUUGUUAGUAAUUCAAAUAAAAAUAUACUCGAAGCACGGUUGAAUGAAACGCACAAAAUUCUUAAAGACAUUUCUUCUUGCUUUCCUCCGAGAGCAAAUAAAAGCAGCAAACACCGACCGCAUUCCGCUGAUUUUAUUGCCAACGUGGCACGUCGUCGUCGUAAUUACAAUGACGAGACAACAACUGAUGAACUAGAGGCGAUGCUACACGAGACUCAUAAUCUUCUGGUAGGAAUUUCCACUAACUUGUUGAAAGAAAAUAAUAGUAGAAAAUCGAGAAAUGAUGACGAUGGUAAUUCUGCAUCAGUCUCACAUCUACCGUCAGUGCAAUCAAUUAAUCUAAUUAGUAAUAAUAGUAAUAAUGUAAAAACAAAUGAUAGCAAGAGUGAUUGCGUAAAUUUUGCACUUCCACCAGUUAUAACAAGCAGUAGCAGUAGCUCAUCAAUAUGUAACGCUGAUGAUCAACUUCCUAAGAUUGAAAAAGUUAAACAAGAUUUAACACUUCCUGUUUUAAUACCUACUGUUAUUGAUAAUAGUAAUAGUUAUAAUGUUAUAGAAGAUAAUAUAGAGACGGUAAAUGAUAAUUUGACUAAAGAAGUUCAUGAUAAUGGUGAAGAAGUUCACGAUCCAGUCGAAGAAAGUCAUGAUAUUUCCGAAGAAAUUCAUGAUCCAGUUGAAGAAGUUCAUGAUCCAGUUAAAGAAGUUCAUGAUCUAGUUAAAGAACCUGAAGAUUGUUUUGUUUUAACUGAAGACAAUGAUGAUAUACCUGAAAUUCCAAGUACUGUUACAACUGUCAUUAUUGCUGAUAGAAAUGAAUCUGAAUCUGAUGAUAAAAAACCGCAGGAAGGAAAUGAUCCUCUCUUGGAUUCAUUUGGUGAAGUUGUUGUGGUACAGCAAAUACCGCCAACUAUUUCAGCAGAAGAAAUUCCAGAUCCACAUGAUUUUAUGACGAAGAAUAAAAUAAAAACACUGAGACAAGAUUUGCAGUGCAUUAGUGAAGAAGAUAUCAUCGAAGAGUCACGAAGCAGUCGCACUGAACCUGGUGAUCAGGUAAAUGCUAUAGAGAGUGAUAGAGAUGAAUUAAAAAUUACUGAUUGUCUUAAAGAAGAUGACGUUACUUCAGCUAAAGAGACAAGCGUUGAAACAGACGCAGUGACACCAGUAGUUGGCUCACCGAAGAGUUUAACUGACGAGAAAGGAGAAACUGAACAGAGCAGCGGUGACGUUGGGGAUGUUAAUGAGUCAAUUACUGAUUUAGCUGAGUCUUCGUCAAACGAAGCCAAAGAAACUACGGUUACAGAUAAUUGUACAACCGAACCCUUGGUUUUAAGUUUAUCACUGGACGAACACGUGAGACCGUUCGUCCCGGAACUCAAUCUUGAUUCUCUUCAAGACAUCACUGUGUCUUCUUUUAAGUUGACUCCAACGGAUGAUGAGUCCGAGCAGCCUGACGAUGAUGACAAUGAAAUCUCUAAUACUUUGAUCGAGAGUGGCGACCUAGUGACUACUGGGACUAUUGAAAAUUACAGCGAUAAAAUAGAAGAAAUAGCAGACAAGAGUGAUAAAGAUGACGAGGGAAUUGAAGGAACCGUAUCAGAGUUUGAAAAAAAUUCAGAUAAAUUUGACAAUGAGAAUGCAACUGAGUCUGCUGCUGAUGUUGUUAUUCUUGAUGACAAUUCAACAAUUGAAGAUAAUCAAGAGUCUACAAAUAAAAGUGUUGAUAUGGUUAAAUUUAACCGGGCCCUGAUUGUUAUUCAAACUGCUAUUCGAGGAUUUCUUGCACGUCGUCAUCGUCGUCGUUUACAAAAACUUCACGAAGAUAAUUUAAUAUCUAGUAUAUUGCUAGCUGAUGAUAACACGAUACUGAUGAAGAAGACGUCAGACAACCCUUAGUAAUUGUUGAGAUAGAC
This is a messenger RNA of Microplitis demolitor, 3028 nucleotides long. RefSeq lists its product as uncharacterized. Lineage: Eukaryota; Metazoa; Arthropoda; Insecta; Hymenoptera; Braconidae. The transcript is spliced from 3 exons. Gene Ontology annotation, molecular function: protein binding. The record is from RefSeq and is a predicted model, not a curated record. Bases 252 to 3011 code for a protein of 919 amino acids.